UCCCAAAGAACUCACUCAAAGCGGUUGCACGAUCGAGCAGCGUCGAGUAAGAGGUCGACGGUGGUUCGCCGCCGGUCUACCCGUGUUUACAAUUCAAACCUGCACUUCUCAUUCCGCGAGUAUUUUUCACAACCGGAAGAGACAUCGAUAGAUCCCAAGGAUAUUUCAUGAGUUCCUCCAUGAAAUCCGAAGACGUGAAGCACGAGGAUCCGGCGAAUUUCGAACGGGCGAUCGUGUCAACGGGCUAUGGAAAAUUCAAUUACCUGCUGUUGCUGGCGGUAUUACCAGCCAGUUUCUCCAGUAUCUUUUCGUCCUCGUCAAUGUCCUACGUGCUACCAUCUGCCGAAUGCGAUCUCGGGCUGACCAUGUUCGACAAGGGGCUGCUGAACUCGAUGGCGUUCGCAGGAAUGAUCUGCACGGCGUUUUUCUGGGGUUGCAUGGCCGAUAUUUUCGGCCGUAGGAAAAUAAUGUUCUAUGGUUACUUGGUGACCGGUCUGCUAAGUCUGGCGACAUCUUUUUCACACACUUCUUGGCUUUUGAUAGUAUGCAAAUUUUUCGACGGCGUGAUCAUAUCUGGCCCAUACGCAGCCCUUAUGUCGUACUUGGCGGAGAUUCACGGCGAAACGCAUCGAUCGCGCUCGUACAUGUGGCUCGGCGUGUUCUUCUCGCUCGGAAAUAUUUCCCUGCCAUGUGUAGCGUGGCUCGUGAUACCUCAAAAAUGGGACUUUACACUUUUAAAUGGAACGAUAGAGAUCAGUUCUUGGAGGGUGUUUUUGGCGAUCUGCUCGUUACCCGAAUUCCUAGCAUGCAUCGCCCUGUUUGCCUUUCCGGAGAGUCCGCGUUUCCUCAUUCUGAAAGGUCGGCACAGCGAGGCGUUGGACGUCUUCAAGAAAAUUUACUCAUUCAAUACCGGGAAAGACCCUGACACAUAUCCGAUAAAGUCUCUUGAGGAUGAAUAUUACGUGAAAUCUUCCGGGGAACGUGAUCUACGGGAUAAACUGCACACUUGCUGGAAGCGAAUCAAGCCGUUGUUCUUUCCGCCCAGCGUCUUCAAAUUGAUACUCAUAUCAAUGAUACAGCUCGGCGCAACGACAGGGUCAAACUCGCUCCGACUUUGGAUGCCGCAGUUAUUCGCGAUGAUCGAGAGCUACAAGAAUAACCUCCUGAAGGAUGAUAAGCACGCGUUAGGCUUGCAACCAUCGUUCUGCUACAUGUUGGGUCAGGAAAAGUCGCAUCACAAUUCUACUCGAUACGUCAACGAGACGAUGGACAAGGUUGCGUGCGUGCCGCCACAUUUGAACUCUCGAGUCUUUAUCAACUCCAUCGUGAUCGCCGUUACAAGUGUUAUCGGCUAUACCUUGGCUGGUUCUCUGAUCACGAUAGUUGGAAAGAAAAAAUUAAUGGCAAUUUGCUUCAUCGUCGCUGCUGCCUGUUGCGGCUCGCUUUAUUGGGCCGAGGAUACUAACGGCAUCCUCGGAUUGUCUUCGGUAUUUGUCGCGAUGUCGAGCAUAGGUGGAGCGGCCGUUGUUAAUGUUGUCGUCGAUAAUUUCCCUACGUGUCUAAGAACCAUGGCGGUCAGUAUAACCAUGAUGAUGGGGAGAAUCGGUGCGGUGAUGGGCAAUUUAUUAUUUCCCGUUUUAUUCGACUUAUCCUGCCUGGGACCCUUCAUCAUGAUCGGCUCGGCUUCUUUAAUAUCUGCCCUUUUGGUUGCUAUACUACCUCGGAAACACAACGACGUACCAAAGGAUACAGUUUGAUGCCGCAUUUCCGACACAUGUCGCUCAAUGUUUCACUCUUGUGCGAUGAAAGAAAAAAAAAAGAAAAUUACAUGUCAACACGUAUUUUAUUUUUUUUGCGCAUUUCAACGAUGACGAGUUAUAGUUAUACGCUCUUCUCCAUUAUGUAAAUACAUCUACUCAUAUAUCUGCAACUUAUGUUUCGUACGACACACAUUAGAAAUAAUUUAAUGCCACUGCAAAGCAUAACGAUAACAAGAACAUUUCAAUACGAUACAAAUUUGCUGUUUAUCCGUUUUCAAAUCCUCCAGUACGCAAUGCGCGACGCAGAGGCGUGCGACGAAUCACCUCGCUCAAGGAUUUCUCUAGAUGACGAGAAGCGUCAGCGCAGCCAACUCUGCGGAUUUCCUUCGGUUCGCUCGUUCAGUUUAGCGUGCUGAAUUAGUAAAUACGGUACGACUCUGUAAAUAUCACUGGUUACGCGUCUUCUUAUCUUAUCAUGUACAUAUCGACGCAACGCGUGUGCAAUGUAGAAUAACGGUUACGACAGUCUCCAUGACGUUCGCGACCGGAAUAAAAAAUAAAAUCAAUUGAUGAAACAAAUUCUA
Molecule: messenger RNA, 2344 nt
Organism: Dinoponera quadriceps
Lineage: Eukaryota; Metazoa; Arthropoda; Insecta; Hymenoptera; Formicidae
Product: synaptic vesicle glycoprotein 2B
Exons: 12
Coding region: 168-1757 (529 amino acids)
Biological process (GO): transmembrane transport
Cellular component (GO): membrane
Molecular function (GO): transmembrane transporter activity
Source: RefSeq, a predicted model, not a curated record